AUGGAAAUGCCAUUGUCCAAAUUCGAACACGACGAUUCUGAGGUGUUGCACGAUGCGCCGUCAUCCUUGCUGGCAAAGGACGACGAGGAGGGCGAGGGCGGCGAUUAUCCUCGGAUGCGCGGAUUUGAGGAUGUUAAGACAAUGGUGGCAAUAGAGUCGAUGAAGCUUUGGGCGAUCGCGGGUCCCAUCGCCUUCAACAUUUUGUGUAACUAUGGCAUCAACUCCUUCACCUCCAUUUUCGUUGGGCACAUCGGCAACUUGGAGCUCUCCGCUGUCGCUAUUUCUUUGUCGGUCAUUGAAAACUUCUCCUUCGGAUUCUUGUUUGGCAUGUCGAGUGCCCUGGAGACAUUAUGCGGGCAAGCAUUCGGAGCGGGAGAAACAAAAAUGCUGGGGAUCUACAUGCAACGGUCGUGGAUAAUCCUGACGGGCGCUUGCAUUUGUAUGUUGCCUCUCUACACUUACUCGACGCCGAUUCUCAAGCUACUAGGGCAGCGAAAGGACAUCGCCAUUUUGGCGGGAGAGUUUUCGGUGAAGAUCAUUCCUCAGAUGUUCGCGCUGGCGCUGAACUUCGCGACGCAGAAAUUCUUACAAGCUCAGAGCAAAGUCCGAAUUCUAGCGUGGAUCGGGUUGGUAGCGUUGGUGUUCCACGUGGGAUUUCUGAUGCUGUUCAUGAAGGUGUUGGAUUGGGGGCUGAGCGGAGCUGCGGCGGCGUAUGACGUGUCAGCGUGGGGGGUGGCUCUAGCUCAGGUAGCUUACGUGGCGGGGUGGUGUCCCGACAGCUGGACGGGGUUGUCCCCUCUGGCGUUUAAGGAGAUUUGGGCGUUUUUGAAGCUGUCUUUAGCUUCGGCGGUGAUGCUGUGCUUGGAGAUUUGGUACUUCAUGAGUAUAAUCGUCAUGACCGGACAUCUCCCGGAUCCUGUGCUCGCCGUUGGAUCUCUUUCGAUCUGCAUGAACUUGGAUGGAUGGGAAGGCAUGAUAUUCAUUGGAGUGACGACGGCGAUAAGUGUUCGUGUAUCGAAUGAGCUGGGAUCGGGACACCCUCGCGCAGCCAAGUACUCGGUGUUUGUAACGGUCACCGAAUCCUUUGCCAUAGGCCUAUUCAGUAUGAUGGUCGUAAUAGCCACAAAAGACCAUUUCGCUGUGCUUUUCACUAGCAGCGACCAAAUGCAAAAGGCUGUCUCCGAAUUGGCCUACUUGCUCGCCGUCACCAUGGUGCUCAACAGCAUUCAACCAGUCAUAUCAGGAGUUGCUAUAGGGGGAGGAUGGCAAGGACUUGUGGCAUACAUUAAUUUGAUUUGUUACUAUGUAAUCGGGCUUCCCGUUGGAUUUGUUCUUGGCCACAAAGCAGGAUUAGGCGUACAGGGAAUAUGGAUGGGAAUGAUAUUCGGAACUUUUCUUCAAACUCUAAUUCUUCUCUUUAUCGUCUUGAGAACAAAUUGGAGCCAAGAGGUGGAACAAGUAUCCAGAAGAAUGCGUGAAUGGAGCGCAGAAGAUUUAGGUUAAAAAAAAUGAAGGUUUAAUUUAUUAUUAUUGUUAUUGUCGC
Molecule: messenger RNA, 1543 nt
Organism: Andrographis paniculata
Lineage: Eukaryota; Viridiplantae; Streptophyta; Magnoliopsida; Lamiales; Acanthaceae
Product: protein DETOXIFICATION 34
Exons: 7
Coding region: 1-1503 (500 amino acids)
Biological process (GO): xenobiotic detoxification by transmembrane export across the plasma membrane
Cellular component (GO): membrane
Molecular function (GO): xenobiotic transmembrane transporter activity; antiporter activity
Source: RefSeq, a predicted model, not a curated record